AUGUCUGGUCCAAGCCAACACGGUGCUAUUAUUAUUAACCCUCCUCCACCAGAGUAUAUAAAUAACAAAAAUAGUGGUUGUCAAACAAAUCAACUUCAGUACUUGCAGAAGGUGGUCUUGAAAGCUUUGUGGAGGCACAACUUUUCCUGGCCUUUUCACCAGCCUGUAGAUGCAGCAGCACUGAAUCUUCCUGAUUAUUACAGUAUUAUAAAGAAACCGAUGGACUUGAGCACCAUUAAAAAGCGCCUGGAACACAAUUACUACACAAAAGCUGCAGAAUGCAUUGAAGACUUUAAAACUUUGUUCUUGAACUGCUACAUGUAUAACAAGCCAGGUGAUGACAUCGUGUUUAUGGCCCAAGAGCUAGAAAAAGUAUUUAUGCAGAAAAUAGCCCAAAUGCCACCAGAAGAAAGACUAGUGAAUCUCAACAAAGGAAAGAGAAAAGGAAGGAAGCCAGAAGAAACAGAGCAGCCCAGCCCUGGGACUUCAAAUGAACCAAGCAAAAAGCAGAAAAAAGCUGAAACCAGUGAGCAGCCUCCAGCGAUGACUCAAGAGUUACAGCAGGUUAACCUAGCUCCUUUAUCUGCAGCUCAACUGACUGCUUUAAUGCCAGCUGCAGUUUCCAUUAAAAAAGCAAAAAGAGGUGUAAAAAGGAUGGCUGACACUACAACUCCUACUACUUCAAUAUUCACAGCAAGCAGCAAAUCUUCUGUGACACUGAAUGAAAGAAAAGCUGUUAAAGCAUGCAGAGGUGAAAUUGAAUGUAUGAAACCAAAUAAGCUUCUGAAGAGAUAUUUGCUAGAUUCUCAACAGUCACCUAAAAUUCUUAAAAAGAUUCAGUUGUCAGAGCAACUAAAACAUUGUAAAGAAAUACUUAAAGAAAUGUUUUCCAAGAAACACGCAGCAUAUGCAUGGCCUUUCUUAAAACCUGCAGAUGUUGCAUCUUCUUCACAUGAUGAGAACCAAAGAAUCACUAAAUGUCCUACAGAUUUGGGAACCAUUAAAAGGAAGAUGGAUAACUUUGAAUAUAGUGAUAUACAAGAAUUUGCUACGGAUGUUAGAUUAAUGUUCAUGAGCUGCUACAAACAUAAUUCUCCAGACCAUGAAAUAGUUGCUAUGGCAAGAAAACUUCAGGAUGUUUUUGAGAUGCACUUUGCAAAAAUUCCUGAUGAAGCUGUUGCAAGUGUUCCUCUGCUGCAGCCUACAAGAGAGAUGACAGAAGCUUAUUCCAGUGACAGCAGUAAUGAUGACCCUUCAGAAGAAAAAUCAUCUAAAGACUUUGAACAGGAGAGAACAGUGGACCUUGCAAAGCUCCAGGAGCAACUUCAAGCUGUUCAGCAGCAGUUGCAGGCCUUGACCAGAGCAUACUUAUCUAGACUGAAAAAGAAAAAAAGGAAGGCCAAAAGGGAGAAAAGUAAGAACGAGGAAAAAGCUAAAGUAAAAAGCCUCAUGGAAAAGAAGAAAAAUCUGAAACACAAGAAAAAAUCCAAGAAGAAGUUAUCUUUAAACAUUCAAUCAAAGAAAACCCUGCAGCAGGUCUUGUUGGCACAUAAGUCAGAAGAUGAACAUGGUGCCAAGCCUAUGAAUUAUGAUGAAAAACGACAGUUGAGUUUGGACAUAAAUAAACUUCCUGGAGAUAAGCUUGGGAAAGUAGUCCAUAUAAUACAGUCAAGAGAACCUUCACUGAGGAACUCUAACCCUGAUGAGAUAGAAAUAGACUUUGAAACUUUAAAGGCUUCAACACUCAGAGAACUAGAGAAAUAUGUGGCAACAUGUUUGAGGAAGAGACCAAGAAAACAGAGAGCUCAAAAAAUGAAGUCAGAAAAACAACUAAAUUGUGAGUGCAAACAAAAGCUAGAGAAGAGACUACUGAAUGGGUUUAGCUGUCCAUUGACAAAGAAAGAGCAUUUCAAGUUUGAAAACAACGCUGAGUCCAGUGUUGGGCCGAGCAGACUGAGCGACAGCAGUAACAGCAGCAGCAACUCGGACUCUGGCAGCAGUACUAGCAGUGGUUCUAGCUCCUCGGAUAGCAGCGACUCUGAUUUUGAAACCUGCUCAAAACAGACUGGAGCCAGGCAGCACUGUCCAACUUCUAUGGAAAAGUCUAAGCGACUACCACUGUGUUUACAGAGGCAAUCCUGCAAUGCUGUUCUGCCAGGACAGCCUUCGUCUCUUACUAGUAACUUGCAAAAUCAUGGAACAUCUGUACUGCAGCAGCCACUUCCCAAUGUGCUGCAGAGGCUUCAGCCUUUACAGAACAGAUCACUUAAACCAUCAGAACAAAAAGCACAGUGUCUCUCAGGUAUAAUCUCAGCUGUAUCUGCUCUGCAUGAUGCUCCAGACCAGCAAACUCCUCAGAGUCCUCCAAUGACAAAUCAGUCUUCUGUCACCCAGUGCACACAUGCUCUUCCAGAGGUAUCCAACACGACUUCCCAGUUUGACAGUGCUGACUGGAGCAAACAAGCUGAGAAAACAAUACAUCUAGACAAAUCAAAUAAACUUCAAAACAAGGCCGGUGAGAGAACUUCUGAUUCAAUACCCGCGUGUCAAGAACAAAGUCAUUGUAUACCUGGUGAUAAAACUAAUGAUAAAAAUACGCUAAAGCCAAAAUCCCAAAGUCUUCCAGAAAUGGAUACAGAAUUUAAGAAUAUAGGUUCCUGGGUAAGCUUAUGUAAAACAAUGAUGCUUCCAGCACCAAUAAAGACAUCUGCAGAAAGCUUCAAAGAGUUCAGGAAAGCAGCAUUAAAGAAGAAGUGUGAGCAAACACAAGAGCUAAAGAGACCUCUGGUGCCAGCCAAGCAGGAACUGAAAAAUCUUCCUCAAGAAACAGAGAGGAGCCAUGAAGGAGCACAAUUAAAUGCCAUGGCAGUGACAGUCUGUGAGCCCCAGAAAGAAGAGCGUGAGAGUGAACAACUGCCUGAAGUUCAACACCACCCUCUUGCUCAAGACCGUAACUUGGCUAGAAAAAUGGAACAAGAACGCAGGAGGAGAGAAGUAAUGGCUUGUAUAAUUGAUAUGAAUCUGCAGAGUGAUAUUAUGGCAUCUUUUGAAGAAUACCUUGAGUGA
This is a messenger RNA of Colius striatus (speckled mousebird), 3066 nucleotides long. RefSeq names its product bromodomain testis associated (gene BRDT). The transcript has 19 exons. The record is from RefSeq and is a predicted model, not a curated record. Gene Ontology annotation, cellular component: chromatin; nucleus. Gene Ontology annotation, biological process: positive regulation of transcription elongation by RNA polymerase II; chromatin remodeling. Bases 1 to 3066 code for a protein of 1021 amino acids. NCBI's taxonomy places the organism in Eukaryota, Metazoa, Chordata, Aves, Coliiformes, Coliidae.